Molecule: messenger RNA, 2623 nt
Organism: Colossoma macropomum (tambaqui)
Lineage: Eukaryota; Metazoa; Chordata; Actinopteri; Characiformes; Serrasalmidae
Gene: mcm6l
Product: MCM6 minichromosome maintenance deficient 6, like
Exons: 17
Coding region: 78-2552 (824 amino acids)
Biological process (GO): double-strand break repair via break-induced replication; DNA replication initiation; mitotic DNA replication
Cellular component (GO): nucleus; MCM complex
Molecular function (GO): single-stranded 3'-5' DNA helicase activity; ATP binding; single-stranded DNA binding
Source: RefSeq, a predicted model, not a curated record
UGUGGCUGUGUAUGUGCUGAACCGGCUCCCCUCAGCAGCUCUUCUCUUUCCUCGGCUUCUGUUUUUUAUUUUGGGCCAUGGAACCUGUAGCAGAAACCAACAACGCGGGCGUGCAGGUGCGGGAUGACCUGGCCGAGAAGUGUCAAAAACUCUUUCUGGAGUUUCUGGAGGAGUUUCAGGAUAAAGUUGGAGAUCCACUGUAUUUACCCGAAGCUCAGGAGCUCAUCCGACCUGAGAGAAACACGCUGACUGUGAGUUUCACCAACAUUGAGCAGUACAACCAGCAACUGGCCACCACUAUUCAGGAGGAGUAUUACAGGGUGUACCCAUUUCUUUGCAGAGCAGUGCGCCACUUCGCCCGUGACCAUGGGAACAUACCACCAUCUAAAGAGUUUUAUGUGGCCUUUUCUGACUUUCCUUCAAGGCAAAAGAUCCGUGAGCUGUCCACUGCUCGUAUCGGCACUCUGCUUCGGAUCAGUGGUCAGGUGGUGCGGACACACCCUGUUCAUCCAGAGCUGGUCAGUGGAACGUUCCUCUGUCUGGACUGUCAGUCGGUCAUUAAGGAUGUGGAGCAGCAGUUUAAAUACACACAGCCCGCAAUCUGCAAAAACCCUGUGUGUGCCAAUCGCCGCAGGUUCAUGCUGGACACCAAUAAGUCCCGCUUUGUCGACUUUCAGAAGGUGCGUAUUCAGGAGACACAGGCGGAGCUUCCUCGAGGCUCAAUCCCCCGCAGCGUGGAGGUGAUCCUGAGGGCUGAGGCUGUGGAGACGGCACAGGCCGGAGACCGCUGUGACUUCACUGGCACUCUCAUUGUGGUGCCUGAUGUUUCUGCCAUGGCGCUCUCUGGUACCAGAGCAGAGACCAGCAGCAGGGUGACUGGAAAGGAGGGCUUUGAGGCGGAUGGGAUUCAGGGCCUGAAGGCUUUGGGUGUUCGAGAGUUGUCCUACAGAUUGGCCUUUCUGGCCAGUCAUGUUGCACCUACAAACCCAAGGUUUGGAGGUAAGGAGCUGCGUCAGGAGGACCAGACGGCAGAGAGUGUGAAGAACCAGAUGACUGUGCAGGAGUGGGAGAAGGUGUUUGAGAUGAGCCAGGAUAAGAACCUCUAUCACAACCUCUGCACUAGCCUCUUUCCCACCAUUCAUGGGAACGAUGAAAUCAAGCGUGGCAUUUUGCUCAUGCUUUUUGGUGGUGUGGCUAAGACAACCAUGGAGGGGACGUCUCUAAGAGGAGACAUCAAUGUCUGCGUCAUCGGAGACCCCAGCACUUCCAAAAGCCAGUUCCUCAAGCAUGUUGAGGACUUUGUGCCCAGAGCUGUGUACACCAGUGGUAAGGGCAGCAGCGCUGCCGGUCUGACCGCCGCUGUGGUCAAAGACGAGGAGUCUCACGAGUUUGUGAUUGAGGCUGGAGCUCUCAUGCUGGCUGACAAUGGUGUGUGCUGUAUUGAUGAGUUUGAUAAGAUGGACCUGAAAGACCAAGUGGCCAUCCAUGAAGCCAUGGAACAGCAGACCAUCUCCAUCACCAAGGCUGGAGUCAAGGCUACGUUGAAUGCCCGCACGUCCAUCCUGGCAGCAGCCAAUCCCAUUGAUGGCAGAUACAACCGCUCCAAGUCUCUGAAGCAGAACGUCAACAUGUCCGCCCCCAUCAUGUCCCGAUUUGACCUCUUUUUCAUUCUGGUGGAUGAGUGCAAUGAGGUGACAGAUUAUGCCAUAGCCAGGCGAAUUGUAGACCUCCAUGCCAGGAAUGUAGAAUCAGUAGAACGUGUUUAUGCCGCAGAAGACAUCCAGAGAUACAUACUUUUUGCCAGGCAGUUUCAACCAAAGAUCACUCGGGAGGCACAGGAGUUUGUGGUGGAGCAGUAUAAACGCCUGCGGCAGAGAGAUGGAGGUGGUACUACUAAAUCUGCCUGGAGAAUCACAGUGCGGCAGCUGGAGAGCAUGCUGCGUCUGUCCGAGGCCAUGGCCCGCCUCUAUUGCUCAGAUGAGGUUCAACCCAAACACGUGAAAGAAGCCUUUAGACUUCUGAAUAAGUCCAUCAUUCGUGUGGACUCCCCUGAUAUCAACUUUGACCAGGAACAAGAUGACAACGAGGAUAUGAAUGAUCAUAAUGAGCUGUUGACUGGGGAGGUGAACGGUCAGAAUGGUGCUGCUGAUGCAGUGGAAGCCAUGGACACUGGUGAGGCCGAGCAGCAGGAGAAAACGGCCACAACCAAACCAGCUCUGCGCAUGUCCUUCGCAGAGUACCGCAGACUCUCCAACCUGCUGGUGCUGCACAUGCAGAAAAUGGAGCAAUUGGAUGAAGAGUCCUCUGUAAAGAAGAGUGAGCUCGUCAACUGGUACCUGAAGGAAGUCGAGAGCGAGAUCGAGUCUGAGGCUGAACUCAUCGCCAGGAAGUCUCUUAUCGAAAAAGUGCUGCACAGAUUGAUCCAUUAUGACCAUAUCAUCAUUGAGCUGACAAAAACGGGCCUUAAGAAGGUUGGUGAUGAGGGAGAGGAACCCGUCAUGGAGGAAGACCCCUUCCUAGUGGUCAAUCCCAAUUACAUAUUGGAAGACUAGAGGAGUUUAUGGUGGUCUCUAGUAUUUGUAUUAAUUGUAUUGUCUGCAUAGUAUUUAUGAAAAUAAACUGA